Messenger RNA from Protobothrops mucrosquamatus (brown spotted pit viper), 5156 nucleotides. RefSeq names its product cation-independent mannose-6-phosphate receptor. The record is from RefSeq and is a predicted model, not a curated record. Gene Ontology annotation, biological process: lysosomal transport. Gene Ontology annotation, cellular component: plasma membrane; late endosome; trans-Golgi network. Lineage: Eukaryota; Metazoa; Chordata; Lepidosauria; Squamata; Viperidae. Bases 97 to 4782 code for a protein of 1561 amino acids. Gene Ontology annotation, molecular function: signaling receptor activity; insulin-like growth factor binding; D-mannose binding. The transcript has 33 exons.
GAGGGAGUCACGUGACUCUUCCGCCAGGGCGCUUUCUCGCUUUCUGCUCGCUCAUGUUAGCCGAGUAACCUUCGCGGAGCUUUCCCUCGGCCUGCCAUGGGACGCGCCGCGUUCGCCGCAGCGUGCGGGGCUGCAGCGCUCCGGCUCUGCUGGCUGCCUUCCCUCCUCCUCUUCUUGCUUCUCCUCCCGGGCCAGAAGGGAGACCUCCCCACCACCGUAGCGGCCCAAGACGCCUUCAAUUACCAGGAUCUAUGCCGUUACACAUGGGAAGCUCUUGAUCCUGAUAAAGUGCAUUAUAAAAUAAAUCCCUGUGGUCAUGCGGGAGAUUGUGGGGAAUCCAGUGCCAUUUGUGCCCGUGAUCUAAAUCAAAAUUUAUCUUUCUCAGUAGGGGAAUCCUCACAGAUAAGAAGGUCUAAUUUACUCUUGGAAUUCAACACUACACAAACUUGUUCUAAGGAAAGUAAACACACAUGGCAAAGUAACAUCAAUUUCUAUUGUGGGAAGACUUUGGGUUCCCCAGAAUUUGUGACUUCAUUUGAGUGUGUUCAUUACUUUGAAUGGAGAACAUUCCUCGCAUGCAAGAAUAACUUAUUUACAUCAGCUGAUGAGGUGCCUUGCUACAUAUUUGAUAAAAAUCUGAAGAAGCGUGAUUUAAAUCCAUUGAUUAAGACUUCUGGUGGAUACUUGAUAGACGACUCAGAUGAUGAUUCACAGUUAUAUAUCAACAUCUGUAGAAACAUAGGAAGGUCAUCAGGUGAAACUAGCAGUUGUCCAGAGCACAGUGCAGCUUGUUUGGUGAAGGAUGGUCAUGCAUUUGAUCUGGGCCAUACUAAAGGAUUACUAAAACAACUUGAUAAAGACAGGUUUCAACUGAGAUACGAAAAAGAAAACAGCAAUGUAAAAGAGAGACCAGACUUUUGUGGUAGCCAUGACCCAGCAGUUACAAUUACUUUUGUAUGUCCAGAGGGAAGGCAAAGAGAGGAUACGAAUCCUACACUCACUGCUCAAAGCAAUUGCCGCUAUGAGAUUGAAUGGGUUACUGAGUCAGCUUGUCCCAGAGACUACCUGGAGAGUCAUAAUUGUACUCUGAGCAGUGAACAACAUGGUAUUUAUGUGGAUCUGACACCUCUUAUGCAAUCCCCAGGUGAUGUGUCACCAUAUCAUGCAAAAGAUAAAGAGUAUGACUAUUAUCUGAAUGUAUGUGGGAAGGUAACUGGUGGUGCUUGUAUGGAUAAGGAUGUGUCUUCAUGCCAAGUUAAAUCUGAAAAAGGUCAGCAGAAAGUGGCAGGAAGAUUUACCAAUCAAACUCUCAGAUAUGCUGAUGGAGACCUUAUUCUGACGUAUCCAGGAGGAGAUAGUUGUAGUUCGGGUUUCCAGAGAAUGACAGUCAUAAAUUUUGAAUGCAAUCAAACUGCAGAUAACAAUGGCAAAGGGCAUCCAGAAUUUAAUGGUGAGACAGACUGUUCAUAUUUUUUCACCUGGCAAACCAAAUAUGCCUGUGUUGGAGAAGAAGAAGGUUUUCCUUGCAUGGUUUCAGAUAAGAAGAAAAAGUAUGACUUGACACGACUGAUUCGUCAUUCUGAAUCAGAGGAGAAUUGGGAAGCUGUAGAUAUCAAUCCCGUAGAAGCAAAAAAGAAACAUUUCUUUAUAAAUGUCUGUCACAAGAUACUCCAGAAAAAAGAAGCAGUGUACUGUGCCAAAGAUGCAUCAGUUUGCUCUGUUGAUAAAAACAAUAAUACAAGAAAUCUUGGGACUUUCAUGUCUUCUCCCAAAAAGGUUGGAGAAAAUAUCAAGCUUCAUUAUUCAGAGGGAGACGAAUGUGCACUCAAUAAAAAAAUUGAAACAAAUAUAAUCCUUAUAUGUAAACCAGGUGAUCUGGAAAGCGCUCCUGUUUUGAUUAAUUAUGGAUAUGAUGGAUGCUUGUUUGAAUUUGAAUGGCAUACUGCUGCUGCCUGUGUCCUGUCUAAAACAAAAGGAGACCACUGCAAAGUUUCAGAUCUUCAAGCUGGAGUUUCCUUCGACUUAUCGCCACUAAUGAAUGAAUCUUUCUCAAUAAUCACAAGUGACUAUACUUUCUAUAUUAGUAUUUGUGGCUCUUUGCCAAAUAAGCAUUGUGGGGCAGAGUCGGCAGCAUGUCAAGUAAAGAAAAAUGGCCAAGAUUCUUGGAAUCUUGGGAGGCCCAGUUCUCAGCUGUCCUAUUAUGAUGGAAUUAUUCAGCUAAACUAUCAGAAUGGCACACCCUACAACAAUGCGCAGCAUACAAAACGGUCUACCCAUAUAACAUUCCUGUGUGAUCGUAAUGCGAACAUGAGUGUACCAGAGUACCAGGAGGAAGACAGUUUCACCUACAACUUCAAGUUGUAUACUCAGUAUGCUUGUCCAGAAAUACCUACAGAAUGUGUUGUAACAGAUCCUAAAACCAUGGAGCAAUAUGAUCUGUCAAGUUUAUCGUUAUUUGGCAAUGUAAAAGAAAACUGGUUUGCAAUGGACAACUCGGGAGAGAAUGUUCACAGAAAGUACUACAUUAAUGUCUGCCGACCUUUGAACCCCAUCUCAGGAUGUGAUAGAAAAGCAUCCAUUUGUGAAAUGACGUUCAAAAAGGGUGAGAGUGCCGGCUCUUCUAAAAUUUCCAAUAGUAACCUUGGGAUAGCCUUGCAAAGUCCCAUUUUUGAAGGACAUGGCAGAAUCCUUUUAAAUUACACCGGUGGCUCUCUGUGCGUAAGGGCAGAUGAUGACAAGUCAGAACCUUUCUCAAGCCUCAUCCAUCUUAUUUGUGCCAAGGGCCUUCUUAAUAGCAGCCCGAGAUUUUUAGAGCUGAAAGACUGUAUUGCAACUUUUCUGUGGGAAACUGAAGCUGCCUGUCCAGUCACUACUACACAAGGAGAGUCUCAGAGCUGCUCUGUAAAAGACCCAAACACUGGAUUUCUAUAUAACCUGGAACCAUUAGCUUUGGAAAAAGCAUACAUUGUUGAAGGAAUUAAGAAGAGCUACAUGAUAAGUAUUUGUAGACCAGCCAAGGAAUGUGGGCCUAUUCAUGGUACUGAAGUUGAUGAUUCAAUUGGUGGAUGUGAAACAGAAGACCUACAACAUAUUCGCUUGGUGAAACUGAACAAAACUCUUCAGUUGUCUACAGAAGGAUAUCUAUCACUUAUUUAUACAGGGCCCAAUGACAGUUUCAUCAUUACUUUUACUUGUAAUCAGUCCUAUCCUGGAGAACUCAGAUUUGUACAUGAAGAAAUGAAUUCUGCACAAAAUAUUCAUAAUACUUACUUUAAGUUCUACACAGCCUUAGCCUGCCCACCUGCUCCAGUUGAUUGCCAAGUCACUGAUUCUGAUGGCAAUGAAUAUGAUCUGAGUGACUUGAGCAGAGAUCAUGAACCUUGGAUUGCCCUGGAUACAACGACAGAUGCCAAAAAUAGAACUUUCUAUCUGAAUGUUUGCAGGCCACUUCCCUAUAUACCAGGAUGUUCAGCUGGUGUAGUAGGAGCUUGUGUGAAAUAUGCUAAUAAAAGCCAGAAUCUUGGUGUCAUUCAAAUAAGUCCUCAGGCUGCCACUGAUGGAUCCCUUACUAUUGUGUAUUUAAAUGGAGACAAAUGCAAAGAUAAAAAACAGUACUCAACACGGAUAAUUUUCCAGUGUGAUCAAGCUAUGGAAUCACCAGUGUUUCAAUAUGAAAAGGACUGUGAGUUUGUGUUUCUCUGGAGAACACUAGCAGCUUGCCCUGUGCACAGAGCAGAAGGUGAGAACUGUCAAGUGAAAGAUCCAAGAUAUAGUUAUGUAUAUAACUUGUCACCACUUCGUGGGAAUGAUAUUAAAGUCAGCACCGAAGAAUAUGACUACUACUUUAGAAUCUGUGAUAGACUAACAACAGGGCUUUGCAAACCAUCAAACAACAGUGGAAAUAUGGUGUCAUCAUGUCAAAUUAAAAAACAAGAGCCACUUGCUAAAAAAAUAGCAGGUUUGCAGUCUGAAAAACUGACAUAUGAAAAUGGAUUACUUAAGAUAAACUACACUGAUGGGGACACAUGUCACAAGGUUUAUAAGAGAUCAACAGCCAUAUUUUUCUACUGUGAUCCUAAUCCUAAUUUGCAGCCAGUAUUUCUGAAGGAAACCGAGGAUUGCACCUAUAUGUUCGAAUGGCACACUCCUUUUGCCUGCCCACCUUCCAAAUCUGUUGAAUGCUCCUAUAAAGAUAGUACUGGCAAUUCCUAUGAUCUCUCUCCUCUGAUCCAACAAAAGAAAAACUGGGAGGCUAUUUCAAGGACUAGCUCUUCACAGAAAUACUAUAUCAAUGUCUGUAGAUCAUUAGUACCUCAUCUAGGAACUGAUUUUUGUCCCCCAGAUUCUGCAGCCUGCUUAAGGGAUGGUUCUAAGUAUAUAAGCUUAGGUGAAGUGGCUGAGGGGCUAAAAUGGGAAAAUGGUAUUUUUGUUCUUAAAUAUAUAAAUGGUGAGAAGUGUGAAGAUCAUAUCCGGAACAAAUCUGCAACCAUCCAUUUCAAAUGUGAUGAAAGGAAAGAUAGUUCCAAUCCAGAACUGGUAACAGCCCAUAUGGAUUGUGAAUAUAAUUUUAUGUGGUAUACAGCUGCUGCAUGUCCUCUGAAAAGCAAUAUGCACAAUAAUUGCACUGUGUCUAACCCUCGAACAGGUCAUCUCUUUGACCUUAAUCCUUUAAAGAGACAGGCUGGCUACACUCUCUUAGAUUUUGUGAACCAGAGAAUGCUCCAGUUGAGUGUGUGUGAUGAACCGAAAAGUUCAUGCGGUGGAGACACUGGUAAAUUUUGACUUGCUGAGAUGCUGAUAGUGAAUCCAGGUUCAUAGGAUGGAAAGAGAUUGUUGUGAUACUUUAUUUUAUGAAACCUAUGUUACUGUUGAUAUGUGAUGUACCAGUAGUAAUGUAGUAAAGUACAUUUCAAUAAAAAAUGUAGGACAGUAUCUGGAUAACGAUGUGUGCUCCUCUCCCCGGGAUAAGCUUUUCCCAGUGUAUCCAAUUUAUCAGCCACUUUCUACAUUCUGUACAGGUAGGUCUCAGUUAGUGCAUUAAUGAAUCCCACAAAAUGGUCACAUUAUUUGAAUUCACACUAUUCAAAGUGAUUUUUCUAUGGGAAGUAGGGCAAUUGGUUCCAGCUCAAUGGAAAUAGGUAGUUUUAAAAAUCAAU